Messenger RNA from Anisakis simplex (herring worm), 1749 nucleotides. The record is from the annotation of a GenBank genome assembly. NCBI's taxonomy places the organism in Eukaryota, Metazoa, Nematoda, Chromadorea, Rhabditida, Anisakidae.
AUGGCGAUUUUCGGAGAUUCAUUGCGAUUUGACGUUUGCAGAUGUUCUGAAAUCAACGUUGAGCCUGUGAUAUUUCUUUUCUCAAUAACAUUCGCGCUCAUCCUGACAGUUCAACCGCUGUUUCUGUAUUGGGCAAGAUGUAUCGAGCUAUUUCAAGAUUCCAAAAAUUUUACCGAUGGCAACGAAACUUUUCAUAAUGUAUCCGAAUUAUGUGCUCAACUGUCACAACCGAACAACAGUUAUUAUCAAGAUAUUGUUGAAAAGGAUAUCGCAUCUACAAAAAUAUUACUUCAAAUUGCUAGCGGUAUACCAACCCUUAUAACGGCACCUAUUAUUGGUGCAUGGUCUGAUGGAAGCGGAGGUCGGCGUCGACCGUUAUUAAUUGGAUUAUUCGGUCUUUUGCUCUACUCACUGCUACAAUUCGCCUCUACCAUAUUCUAUAAAUCAGUUAAUGUUUAUACAAUACAGUAUCUAGCUGAGUUGACAAUAGGAUUUUCCGGUGGAAUCGCAACUAUCUUCACGGCAUCGUUUGCAAUCGUAACUGACGACUCAAGACAUCAAAUGGCUCCAGGUACCAACAAAAUCCCACUCCGAAUCGCCAUUGCAAGUGCUUUGCAAUCGCUCGGUCUCGUGGCCGGUAACAUGAUAGCGUCUGUCUUCUCGAUAUCACCAGCAGUCUCAAUUCAACUACACGAAAUCGGAUACGUUAAAAGCACCGCCAUUUCGUUCACAGUUGUUCUUGUGGCUAUACUCUAUACAUUAUUGUUUGUUCGAGAAACAUAUCAGAAUCAAUUCAUUCCCGUGCAAGAAAUAAUGAAUACGUACAAUGACAAAUGCUUGAAUGCUUCAGGCACCGGUUCGCUGUCCAUUCGUCGACCUACGCUUCAUUUGAGUGAUGCUUCGACGCCAACCACUACGGGUAGUCCAAGGCGAAAUUAUUGGAAAUCGUUCAAGUUGUUCUUCUAUGAUCUCGUUGAAGUAGUUGCUGCGCCCAGGCAUGGAUGGGCCAGAUUUUGCUUGAACCUUUCAAUAUGCUUCACUUUUGUUGAAUUUUUAGCGAUAGGCAUUAUGAGUUCUUUGAUCAAACGUUUGCAAAAUAUCAGUAAUGUCAGUGCAAAAGCAGAAAUACAACUGAUCAUCAAGAUGCUUUGGAAUAAUACCAUGAAGUAUAACAGCUGUUUAAUUGUAAGAUUCAUUCUCAUUUCAGCCGGAUCAUUCUCAUGUUUUGCUGGUGCGAUAGCACCAGGCUAUCGGUCGUUCUUACCGAGAUUUGUCGCUAAAGAAGAAACCGCUAGACUCUUCGCUAUUUUCGGUAUUGUUAUGGUAUUUUGUCCCAUUCUCUCAGCAUUCGUUUUCAACAAUAUCUUCAACGCAACCAUUGACAUGUGGCCUGGAUUCGCAUAUCUUGUGGGCGCACUCUUCCAAUUAAUUGUUUUUGUCGGGCAAAUUAUAAUCCAUCGACUGAUGAUGCCACAAUGGCGAGAAGAACGGAAUGAAUUGAACGGAGCCGAGCAGGAAAGCCUACUUCGGAAUGAGGAUGAUGAAGACGAUGAGCCGGAUGGACCAGAAUCACAACGACGAAAUCUCGUUGAUCCGAAUAGUGCAGAUGUUGGAUCAGUAAUGAAUCGAUCCCUGUCAAACACCGCCAUCCAUUCGUCGAAUGCAAGUCCAGGAGCGAGCAGCAACGAUACCGGCAGUCCCUUGUUAACUCAAGAUUGUGAUCAACAACAAAUUAACCAAACAAUAUAA